AUGAUAAGCCCCGUCGCAUCUGGCCCACUCAGUGGCUGGAUCGCGUUUGGAUUCGGGCCCACGAUGCGACGGCCCACCUCCGGGAGCAAUGCCAGGGUGGCAGCGGGCCUGGUGGCUUUCAUGGGAUUAAUGGCGAGCUACCCCGUCUACGUCGCGACCCGGGGCUCCAAGUUGCAAGCCAGCGAGCGGGCCCUGGGUGGGGACGCCCUGAUCCGGGGAGCCUACGUCAACACGGGCUCCAAGGACGUCGGCCCGGACCCUGCGGCGGUCCUAGUGUCGCCCAUCGCGCGUGUGCCGCGGUCGGCGGAGGCGGCGCUGCGCCGCUCAGUCCCCGCCUUCAACCCGGAUGCGCGCGCCAUCCGGGAGGGGCUGGAGAGCGUGGCCUUCAAGCUGCGCAUCCCGCAGCGCAAACCCUGGGCCUCCAUGGCCGAGGACCGCGUCGCCGCCGCGCUGGCCGCCGUGGGCCGCCUGGAGCUGCUGCAGGCCCCGGGCCUGGCCUUCCGCGUCCCCGGCCAGUACGAGGGCCUGCCACGGCUGACGGGGCGCGCCGUGGUGCGCCUGGAGCUGACGCUGGACGGCUUCUCCGCGCCGCUCUCCGCCGGCGCGCUGGCCGCCGCCGUGGCCGACGGCGCGCUGGACGGGCAGCCACUCGCCGCAUCCCCCGUCGCCGUGGUGGUCGGGGCCCAGACCCCGGACGACCCGGGCGUGCCGCUGGAGAUCCUCCCCGCCGGCGACUUUGAGCCUGUGUACCGCACGCCCCUGGACGUCGCCGCGGGGGAGCUCCCGGUCCUGCCGCUGAGUGUGUAUGGCGCGAUAGCCAUGACGCAGUUGCCCGCCGAGUCCGAGCAGACCCCGGGCAUGGUCUCCUCGCGUCAGUUCUUCAUCUACAAGUUUGAUCGCUCCUCCGCGGGGCUGGCAGGGCUGUCCUUUGACGAGGGCCAGUUUGGCGUGCUGGGCUACGUCACCAAGGGCCUGGGCGUGCUCGACUCUCUGGGCGAGGGGGACAAGGUCGUCUCGGCCCGCAUCGUCUCCGGCAGCGACCUCCUGCAGCGGCCCCAGUAG
Messenger RNA from Auxenochlorella protothecoides, 1062 nucleotides. Its product is annotated as Peptidyl-prolyl cis-trans isomerase CYP37, chloroplastic. NCBI's taxonomy places the organism in Eukaryota, Viridiplantae, Chlorophyta, Trebouxiophyceae, Chlorellales, Chlorellaceae. The transcript is spliced from 7 exons. The coding region runs from base 1 to 1062 and encodes 353 amino acids. The record is from RefSeq and is a predicted model, not a curated record.